CCCAGCUGAAACCAGCUCAUUCUUAGCUAAGAUUUCAAAACUAUAUUUAUAAACAAUUAUAUAUCACUGUGUUGUGUAUUGGUGAAGAGCGUGCUAAAUACAGAGCUUCAGUUAAUGCAUCGAAGAAGUUGUAUUUUGUGAUUCAUACGUAGUGCUGAUUUAAAUAGCGCCUCAAAUUGUUAAGUUCUACAUCAAUAAUUCAAGAUGCCUAAUUAUGAUGAGGACGAUGCAAGCAAAACGAACGAAUGCAAGUUUCAGAAAGAUUCAAGAUUCGAGGGCCUUAGUGAACGUUCGAGUAGCAGAAUCCAAGACGGAUGGGAUCCAAAAACUAUCAGAAGAGUAGAGUUAGCAGCCAGGGCAUGGAAAAGGCACCAAAUGAAGGAGGAGGAUUGUAGGAAUAUGACGCCUAUGACUUCUUCUUCUAGCUCAUUGCCACGGAUGGAUCAGGAAUGCAUGUUAGAUGAAUACCUUAAAGAUUUUAAGGAUAUUCCAAAAUUAGUUCCACAAGAUCUAUGUGAUAAAUUUAUCCCAAUAAGUAAUGCACACACAACUCAUGAAGUCAGCCAAGAUCUACCUGAAAUGGAGAAUUUGCCAAAUAUCGAAAAACUUCAUAUAAAAGAUGGUGAGACUGAUUCCUUACCAAGUGAAUUUUCCAAAUCAUGUAAUUUAAAAUAA
This is a messenger RNA of Trichogramma pretiosum, 675 nucleotides long. RefSeq lists its product as uncharacterized. NCBI's taxonomy places the organism in Eukaryota, Metazoa, Arthropoda, Insecta, Hymenoptera, Trichogrammatidae. The coding region runs from base 205 to 675 and encodes 156 amino acids. The transcript has 2 exons. The record is from RefSeq and is a predicted model, not a curated record.